Messenger RNA from Ceratitis capitata (Mediterranean fruit fly), 762 nucleotides. RefSeq lists its product as uncharacterized. The record is from RefSeq and is a predicted model, not a curated record. NCBI's taxonomy places the organism in Eukaryota, Metazoa, Arthropoda, Insecta, Diptera, Tephritidae. The transcript is spliced from 3 exons. Bases 1 to 762 code for a protein of 253 amino acids.
AUGGUGAUAGGCAGUGACAUACUCUCACAAAUUCUCGUGGAAGGUGUACAAACACUUUGCGACACAGUACUUCCGCAAAACACAAUAUCUGGUAGGAUUCAUAGCGGUCCAGUAACCGUGGUGUCGUUCUCGACACAAGUAGAAGAAAUCUCAACUGAUACACUUGGUGAUCAAUUGAGAAAAUUCUGGGAAGAGGAAGAAAUUCCGCAAACUCCACAAACUUCAAAUUGGAAUCAAGCUUGCGAAAACAUAUACAACCAUACCACGACUCGUGCCUCAAACGGUCGUAUGGAGUGCACGGUAAAGAAAACAGAAGAGUUAAACAUAAUGUAUAAAAAUGUGUUGCAAGAAUUUCUUUACCUCGAACACAUGGAGUUCACCUACCCCCGUGAAAUAAUCUCCAGUGGUAACUAUCACUCAUUCUACUUGCCACAUUAUAUGGUUGUAAAGCUGGAUAUCGUGACCACUAAAGUUCAAAUGGUGUUUAACGAUUCAAGAAAAUCGUGCUCAGGCAAUUCUCUUAAUGAUGUUUUGCAUACUGGUCCUACUCCUCAACCAGACCUCAUGAUUCAUGGCAUAGAUAGUGCUUCCGAAUCACUUUUCCAAGAGGUCAGUGAUAUGAAAUCUGCUGGUGUCAUACUCAAAAAACUAACAGAAAAUAACGCCACUAUACUGCCACAAUAUCCCAAAGAGGAUCUGCUCGAUUCAAGCUUUCUGAUAUUCGAGAGUUCUUCUAAAUCCAAAACUCUGGGUAUACAAUAG